GACGUCCAUUGCGAGCAUCACUGCAUCCAACAUUUAUCCCAACAGCCGACUCCACCUCUCCAAAGCGGAAAAAACCUAUACUUUAUUAGGAUUAAAUGAGAAUCAAGCUCCGUUUAUUGUAUUCUUUUUAUUUAUAGUUAAAACAAUGGAGUUAUACGGAAAGAUGGCUGCUACGCAAGACAACAAACAAAAGGAGAACUCUGAUCAAAACUUUGAUUACAUGUUCAAGUUGUUGAUCAUUGGGAACAGCAGCGUUGGAAAAACAUCCUUCCUCUUCCGCUAUGCUGAUGAUACUUUCACAUCUGCCUUUGUCAGUACAGUGGGCAUCGACUUUAAGGUCAAAACUGUCUAUAAGAACGACAAAAGGAUCAAGCUUCAGAUCUGGGACACAGCUGGGCAGGAAAGGUACAGGACUAUCACCACUGCCUACUACAGAGGGGCCAUGGGCUUCAUCCUAAUGUAUGAUAUUACUAACGAGGAGUCUUUUGCUGCUGUGCAGGACUGGGCGACCCAGAUUAAGACAUACUCUUGGGACAAUGCCCAGGUGAUCCUCGCAGGAAACAAAUGCGACAUGGAGGAAGAGAGGAUAGUGUCUGUGGACAGCGGGAGACUGCUAGCAGAACAGCUGGGAUUUGAGUUUUUUGAGACAAGCGCAAAGGACAACAUCAACGUCACGCAGACUUUUGAACGCUUGGUGGACGUCAUUUGCGACAAGAUGUCAGACACACUUGAGGCCGACCCCGCCGUCACCACAGGAACGCCCACUACCAGACUGACGGACAACCUGACGCCCCCGCAGCAGUCUGACUGUAGCUGCUAGAGUUCACCGUCCACCGUCCAGGCCGUCUGCUUCUGUGGCUUGAGUGCUGUUGCCAAGCUUCCGUCUUUGACACAGAAUAAGUUACUGAACCUCAAAUCUUUGACCUGGCUUUAACUCCUAGUUUUUUGGUGUUAAUGACAUAGCAAACUAGCAAGAUUGUGCCAAACACAAGUGUCAAAACUUGUCCUUCCUUUAUACCAUUAUACCAGUAUACAGGUCUU
Sinocyclocheilus anshuiensis is the source of this 1041-nucleotide messenger RNA. Its product is annotated as ras-related protein Rab-3C-like. The transcript has 5 exons. The record is from RefSeq and is a predicted model, not a curated record. NCBI's taxonomy places the organism in Eukaryota, Metazoa, Chordata, Actinopteri, Cypriniformes, Cyprinidae. The coding region runs from base 146 to 820 and encodes 224 amino acids. Gene Ontology annotation, molecular function: GTPase activity; GTP binding.